This is a messenger RNA of Acanthamoeba castellanii str. Neff, 1089 nucleotides long. RefSeq names its product signal peptide peptidase. The coding region runs from base 1 to 1089 and encodes 362 amino acids. The transcript is spliced from 6 exons. Lineage: Eukaryota; Discosea; Longamoebia; Acanthamoebidae. The record is from RefSeq and is a predicted model, not a curated record. Gene Ontology annotation, molecular function: aspartic endopeptidase activity, intramembrane cleaving. Gene Ontology annotation, cellular component: membrane.
AUGGAGGGGGGCAUGGGGCUGGAGUGGGCGCUGGUGGGGCUCGUGGGCUGGGCCGUGGCUACCAUUACCUACGCUUCACGGCGUGCCUUGGCCCAUCACAACGACCCCAAUCGACGGCUCGACGGGAGUGAGGUGGUUCAGCUGUCGGGCCACAGCGGCGUGUGGCUGGCGGUGGGCGCGUCGGUGUCGCUGGUGGUCUUCUUCUACGGCUCGGCGGCACUCGCGCUCGUGGGCGCCCUGUCCGUGUGCAUCACGGGCUUCUUCGCGCUCGCGUGGGCGCUCGACCCACUCCUCUCCCUCGCCACCGCCUCUUCAUCUUCCUCUUCUUCUGCCUUCUCUUCCUCCUCCUCGGCUUCGAUGUCAUCGCCCUUUGUCAUGCGCUCGGUGGCGAAUGGCGGGCUGGUGACCGGCGGGGCGAGCGUGCUGGUGAUCUUCGCCUGGUUCGUGUGUCAGCAUUGGAUCCUCAACAAUGCGUUGGGAGUGGCGAUGUGCGUGCUGUUCGUGAGCCUGGUGCGGGUGCCCAGCAUGAAGGUCUCCGCGGCCGUGCUCGGCUCCCUCUUCCUCUACGACAUCUUCUGGGUCUUCCUCUCGCACCACUUCUUUGGCGAAAACGUCAUGUUGGCGGUAGCGACGCGCGAGGCGCAGAACCCGGCGGCGGUGCUGGCGCAGCACCUUCACCUGGAGGCCCACGUGAGUCCGUCGCUGCAGCUGCCGGCCAAGAUCAUCUUCGGGCCGCUCAUGCUCGGGCUGGGCGACAUCGUGCUGCCGGGCCUGCUCGCCGCCUUCGCCAUGCGGUUCGGCCACCGCAAGACCGGACGCACCUUCAUCAACCCGCACUACCUCUGCUUUCUAUGCGGAUAUGGAGUGGGACUGUUGGCGUCGUUUGCGGCGGUGAUGACAUAUCGGAUGGCGCAGCCGGCGCUGCUCUACAUCGUGCCGUCGACGCUCGGCGCGCUGGCGCUGCUGGGCCUGUGGCGCGGCGAGCUCGUCGAGCUGUGGCACGGCUUUCCCGAGGACUUCCUCCUGCUCGCCGGCAACAAUGACGGCGACACGCGCCGACCAGACGAGCCUGAUCGCUAUGAUGUCUGA